AUGAGUUUUAUAUUGUUUAUUUUAUUAUCUGGGGUUUUUUCCUCAGAGAGUAGCACUUUGAAGCCCACUAGUACAGCAUUACCCAGAAUGAUGCCUUUAGAUGAAGGUGAACAUCACCAGGAAGAAGAAAACUAUAAGGACGACGCUCACAGUGGUGCUCCUGCUAAUGAGAAAAGUGGCAAUUAUUACAGAGAUAUAAAACAAUAUGUGUUGACAACACAAAAUCCAAAUGGCACUGAAUCUGAAAUAACUGUGAGUGCAACAACCGAUCUGAGAUUGGCUCUAAAAAACUGAACAACCCCAAAUGUGCCUGCAUUUUGGACAAUGUUAGCUAAAGCUAUAAAUGGAACAGCGGUGAGCAUGGACGAUAAAGAUCAAUUAUUCCACCCAAUUCCAAAAUCUGAUAUGAAUGCCACUACCCCAGCCAAGGAGACAGAGCUAGAGAAUCUUAAGAUCAAAUUAAUGCUGGGCAUCUCGUUGAUGACCCUCAUCCUUUUUGUGGUCCUCUGUGCAUUCUGUGCUGCCACACUGUACAAACUGAAGCAGCUCAGUUAUAAAGGUUGUGGUGCUCAGUACUACCCCGUCAACCCACAGCUGGCCACUAUGUCUUACUUUCAUCCAUCAGAAGGUGUAUCAGAUACAUCUUUUUCUAAGAGUGCAGAGAGCAGCACAUUUUGGGGCAAGAAUUCUUCACAUAUUAGAGAUUCAGGCCUAAUAACAUCAAAAUCUAAAACUAUAACUGAUAUGACUUCCACAGGCUCAGAAGAUACAGGCAUGAAUGAUGAAUUAGAUUGACUGAACUAUGAGAAACCAAAUGAGGAAAUCAAUGAUGAAGAAUAGAGAACUUUAAUUCUUUUGUCAUAAAACUUUCUUUGUGUCUCAUAUUAAUGUCAUGAUUUUGAAACUCUGCUCAGACAUUUAAAUAUUCUGGUGUCUUGAAAG
Molecule: messenger RNA, 942 nt
Organism: Lemur catta (Ring-tailed lemur)
Lineage: Eukaryota; Metazoa; Chordata; Mammalia; Primates; Lemuridae
Gene: EQTN
Product: equatorin
Exons: 7
Biological process (GO): endocytosis; acrosomal vesicle exocytosis; fusion of sperm to egg plasma membrane involved in single fertilization
Cellular component (GO): plasma membrane
Source: RefSeq, a predicted model, not a curated record